Messenger RNA from Lichtheimia ornata, 2058 nucleotides. RefSeq lists its product as uncharacterized. The transcript has 10 exons. NCBI's taxonomy places the organism in Eukaryota, Fungi, Mucoromycota, Mucoromycetes, Mucorales, Lichtheimiaceae. Gene Ontology annotation, cellular component: plasma membrane. Gene Ontology annotation, biological process: regulation of membrane potential; proton export across plasma membrane; sodium ion export across plasma membrane. Bases 1 to 2058 code for a protein of 685 amino acids. The record is from RefSeq and is a predicted model, not a curated record. Gene Ontology annotation, molecular function: sodium:proton antiporter activity.
AUGACUGUCGAAUUGAUACCAGGUGAAUUCUCCCAAUUCACCAUUGCUAUUGCCAUUAUCAGCGGCUUCAUCGUCAUUUUUGGAUACGUGUCCAUAUUUGUAAAAGAAAGAUUGUUUAUAUCCGAAGCAUUCGUGGCACUUGUCGUUGGUAUCAUUGCUGGGCCACUCGUAGCCAAUGGAAUUGAUCCCUAUUCUUGGGAUGACAUGAAUGAAAUCACCAAACAAAUAACUCGGUGCGUCAUUGCCAUCCAGGUCAUGGCUGUAGGGAUCGAGUUGCCAAAGCAUUACUUGAAGAAAGAAUGGGCAACAUUCAUGGUGCUAAUGUUCCCUGUGAUGAUAUUUAUGUGGUUGAUCAGCGGGCUUUUCAUAUGGGCUCUCAUCCCCCCUAUUGACUACCUGAAUUCUCUUGUGAUUGCAGCAUGCGUCACACCCACUGAUCCAGUCUUAGCCAAUUCAGUUGUCAAGGGACGAUUUGCAGAGAAGCAUGUUCCAUCUCAUAUUCGUAAUGCACUCGCUGCUGAAAGCGGAGGCAAUGAUGGGAUGGGGUUUCCAUUUCUAUUCCUUGCUAUUUUCCUCCUCGGCGAACCAGGUACAGGCAAAGCAAUCGGCAAGUGGAUAUACGAGACAUGCCUCUUCCAAAUCGCAUUGUCGGUCGUCAUUGGCGUCAUUGUUGGAUUCGUGGCACGCAAGAUUCUGCAAUGGUCUGAAAGAAAUCGUCUCAUUGACAAGCCAUCAUUUUUAUCCUUUGCAAUCGCCCUUGCUUUGUUCCUUAUGAGCAUGACCGGAUUUUCGGGAAGCGACGAUGUGCUGGCAUGCUUUGCAGCUGGCAAUGCCUUUUCGUGGGACGACUGGUUUAGACAAGAGACCGAGGAAGCUCAUUUCCAAGAAGUCAUUGAUAUGCUACUCAAUCUGUCAGUGUUUGUAUACAUUGGAACCAUUAUUCCGUGGCGGGAAUUUGGGAAUUCAGCACUUGGCUUGUCACCUUGGCGCCUGGUAGUGAUUGCUAUCCUUAUCCUUUUCUUCCGGAGAAUGCCUAUUGUUAUCGCCCUCAAACCUAUCAUGCCAGCUAUGAAGACAUAUCGAGAAGCCACAUUUAGCGGGUGGUUCGGUCCUAUGGGUGUAGGUGCCGUCUUUUUGUCAACCAUUGCCAAAGAAGAGAUGGAGAAGGUCUAUGAAGAUGAACCUGAAUUCCCGAUUAUUGUCGAUCUUAUUGGCCCUGUGGUGUUAUUUGUCGUGCUUGCAUCCACACUUGUACAUGGAUCAACCAUCCCACUUUUCCAACUCGGCAAACGUAUUCGCACACGCACAUUAUCCAUUGCCAGUAGCACAGGGAGUAAUCGACUUAAAUGGCGACGCAGUACCCACGACCUUGAUGAAACACAGCGCAAUACCCUUAUCAACAUGCUUGGAAAGAGACGUCGUAGAUCAAAAGUGGAAGAACAAGAAGAGGAGCAACAGCAACAGCCACCUGAACAUGCAGCAGUGGAUAUGGAGGAUGCUGAAGAAGAUUACUUGCCGCAUGAUGAAGAGGAUGAGGAAGUUGAACAACAAGAAGCAGCUGCACGUGUUGAAGGCGAGCCUAGUAAUCAGCAUCUCAAACCAUCAUUAGAGGGGCAUUCAACCAGCGAAUCGCAAAGUGGUUCCAAUAUCCGAUUCCUUGAACCAACACAUCCACGACAACAACAUCCUUAUUCUGAAUCAAGUGAAAGCUAUUCCUCAGAUAUUCAAGAUCAAUACCCUACUGGCAAGCAACCCGCAACAUCCGCUCAUGAUGAAGAAUCUUAUCCCCAUUCGGAGGAAGAGGCUGAGAAGGCGGGUGAUGAUCCAAACGUAUCGAAUGAACAAGCAGAGCGCGUUGUGGAAAGGUACCAUUGUGAUAUCCAUCCAAGAAUUGAAGUAUGGGAAGAACGACCCUAUGUCAUCAUUGAAGAUACCGGUGACACGACACCCAAUAUCGUUAUCAACAAGCGAGAAGGGAAUUGGAAGAAAAGGAUGCGUGAUGCGAUCAAGAAACUAGAAGCAGACAUUGAACAUGAGGAGCAUCGUAAACAACAAUAA